GUGGUGGUGGUGGAGGAAUGAAAAGGAGGGAGACUAGUUUAACCAGCGGCCUAACUAUUAGGAUGAGUCUUAAUCGCUUCGUCUGCAUCCAUAUUGUCGGUAAAAAAACUUAACCCAUCUAAGUCGACAGCUGUGGAGGUUAUAUUGUUGCCAGCAGUAGUAGUAGUAUCAGGGUUGCAACACACACCUUCACUCAUACUGCUAUCCAUUCCCUUAACACACACACACACAUGCUCGUAUUAACCACAGUUUCAACGCUUGUCUCCUGUGUGGCACACGUUUGUUUUUUUAUUCCUCCGGUUCGCUUGACUUGAGAUUAUUUUCCUAUUGAAACAGUUCUGCAACUUCUUUUAUAAUAUCUUAAAUUACACCAAACAACACCACCGUCCAAAUGGUGACAGCUAUUCCAGAAGUUGGCAGCGAUGCUAGCGGUGAGCCUUCCAUGGACGAUGACAAACAGAAGAGAAAACCUGAAGACGACAACGAUGUCGAUAACCAGAAGUACAACGAAACGAGGAAACGAGGAGUCGAAAGUUCGAUUACCGGUGAUUCCACCACCCCGACGAUCAACUCAAACGAUAAGGAUGUGAUUCCCUACCACGAACAAUCUCCUGAGAUGAGAAUGGAAGCUUUCGAAAAAGAUAAACUGCCAUCAAUUAUUGAAAUUAAGCGGAAAUUACCAAAGCAUUGCUUCGAACCGAUUCUAUCUCUUUCGCUUUACUAUGUUUUCAGAGACUUGGCCAUUCUCUUUGUUCUUUAUCAUACCACAGAUUUGUCCUAUUAUUACCUUCCGUCUUGGCUAUUUUGGUUAGGGGUCACACCUUCUUACUGGUUGGUUCAAGGAACCGUACUGUUUGGAAUAUUCGUUCUUGGACAUGAUUGCGGUCACGGUUCGUUUUCUAGAUAUCAGCUGUUUAAUGAUAUCAUAGGAACACUAUUACAUACCAUUCUUUUAGUACCUUAUUAUGCAUGGAAACUAUCGCACCGAAACCAUCACAAAAACACGGGUAAUUUCGAAAAAGAUGAGGUUUUCUAUCCGAUCGAAGAAUCAAUAAAGAAAGACAGGGUUUUAAUACCUGGCUUUGGACUCGGCAUCGGUUGGUUUAUUUAUUUGUUUGAAGGAUACAGCCCAAGACGGGUCUUCCAUUUCAACCCUUUUGAAACUUUAUUCAAAAAACACAUCAUGGCUAUUUAUAUAUCCAUUAUAACAAUUCUCGGAUGGCUGAUGUGUUUGUACUAUUAUUAUUUGCAACGAGGAUUCUGUGAUAUGAUUUACUUCUAUUUCGUCCCUAUUUUCGUGUAUGCUUCCUGGCUAGUUAUCUGUACAUUCCUGCACCACAACGACUCAGGUAUUCCCUGGUAUAAGAGCGAAGAGUGGACCUACGUUCGUGGUCAGCUUUCCAGCGUCGACCGUAAUUACGGUUGGGCGCAUGACCUCACCCAUUCCAUCGACACCCACCAAGUACAUCACCUGUUUCCUUCGAUGCCUCAUUAUUACCUGGAUGAAGCGACCAAAUGCUUUCGCAAGGCUUUCCCUCAGCUUGUCAGAAUCAACAACGAACGCAUCGUUCCGACCUUCAUCAGUACUUACUUCAAGUUUGCACGCGAUUCUUAUGUGAAAAAGGAUUCCUUAAUACAUUGGUAUAAAUAGAAACUGAGAAGCAUUGAAAUUAUUAUUAUUAUUAUUAUUAUUAUUAUUAUGAUUAUUAUUAUGAUUAUAUUACAAUUCUAUAGACGAUCCCCUUUCUAAGUAAACACUUUUGUUAUAUACAUUCACACACACACACAUACAUUCACACACACAUGCACAUACACUUACACAGGUAUAUGUACACGUACAUAUGUGUGCAUAAUAUAUAUAUAUAUAUAUAUAUAUAUAUAUA
Messenger RNA from Octopus bimaculoides (California two-spot octopus), 1883 nucleotides. RefSeq lists its product as uncharacterized. Gene Ontology annotation, molecular function: oxidoreductase activity. NCBI's taxonomy places the organism in Eukaryota, Metazoa, Mollusca, Cephalopoda, Octopoda, Octopodidae. Gene Ontology annotation, biological process: lipid metabolic process. The record is from RefSeq and is a predicted model, not a curated record.